Messenger RNA from Lactuca saligna, 1434 nucleotides. Lineage: Eukaryota; Viridiplantae; Streptophyta; Magnoliopsida; Asterales; Asteraceae. The record is from the annotation of a GenBank genome assembly.
AUGACGAUGAACAGAUAUGGACGAAAGCAAACCGUUUUGAUGUUCCCAUGGUUAGGCCAUGGUCACAUUUCUCCUUUCCUAGAACUAGCAAAAAAACUAAGCAAAACCAAUCUCUUUGACAUCUACCUUUGUUCGACUCCUGCAAAUCUCAAGUCUAUCAAGAAAUCACCUGCAAUUCAUCAAAUAAAGCUUCACCUUCCGGAGCUACCCGAGCUUCCAUCAGAUCUUCACACCACCAAUGGCCUCCCACCGCAUCUUAUGCCUGUUCUGAAGAAAGCUUUCGACAUGGCAAGUGAUGAGUUUUCAGGUAUCUUGAAAACCCUACAACCCGAUUUGCUCAUUUACGAUCUUAUUCAACAUUGGGCUCCGGUGGCGGCUUCCGCCCUUUCAAUCCCGUCUGUGGUGUUCAUCACCACAAGUGUCACCAUGGCUUCUACCAUGUUUCAUCUUUACUUGAAGAGCUCCAGUGGUAUUCCAUUUCCAUUCUCGGAUAUCUAUUUUCGAAAAAAUGAGUAUUCUCACGUGUCGGAGAUUCUUGAAAGCUCAGCAAAUAAUCGUAAAGAUAAAGAUCGUGUUAUGGAGUGUGUCGGUCUAUCUUCAAGUAUCGUGCUUGUUAAAUCUUUCAGAGAGAUUGAAGGUAAAUACAGUGACUACCUCUCUCUUCUUACUGAUAAAAAGAUUGUCCCUGUAGGUCCACUUGUGGUUGAGCCACCUCCUUCUGUGAACGUGAAGGAAAAUAGUGUGAUGCAGUGGCUUGACACAAAAGCCAUUGGAUCUACUGUUUUUGUUUCUUUUGGGAGUGAAUAUUUUCUUUCUGAAGAUGAUUUGAAAGAAAUUGCAUUCGGUUUAGAAAUGAGCAAUGUGAAUUUCAUUUGGGUUCUAAGGUUCCCGAAAGUGGAAAAAAAGCUUAGCCUUUCAGAAGCUUUGCCAUUAGGGUUUCUUGAAAGGGUAAAGGAUAGGGGUUUAGUGAUUGAAGGGUGGGCACCACAAGCCAAAAUAUUAUGCCACAAAAAUAUUGGUGGAUUUGUGAGUCAUUGUGGAUGGAGUUCGACAAUGGAAGCUAUGAAAUUUGGCGUUCCAAUAAUAGCCAUGCCAAUGCACCUUGACCAGCCGGUCAACGCUCGGUUGGUGGCGGAGGUUGGGGUUGGAGUUGAAGUGGUGAGGGACGGAAACGGGCGACUCGAGCGGGAGAAGAUGGCGGGUGUUGUGCGGCAUGUGGUGGUGAGUAAGUUAGGGAAGGUGGUGAGAGAAAAAUCCAAAAAGAUUAGUGUUGAUUUGAGGCUUAAAGGGGAGGAGGAGAUCGAUGCUGCGGUGGUGGAGCUGUUGCAAUUAUGCCGUCUCGGCCGUCGUCUUCGUGGUAUUGGGAAAAUUGAAAAGACUAAAAGUGAGUCGUUUGCAAUUGGUUCGUAUUGUGUGGUGAAAGGUGAAGUUUGA